Cladocopium goreaui is the source of this 582-nucleotide messenger RNA. Lineage: Eukaryota; Dinophyceae; Suessiales; Symbiodiniaceae. The record is from the annotation of a GenBank genome assembly.
AUGCCGCUACAAGCCCAGCAGUUGGGUGAGAACGAUGACGUGCAGCUGGCCGCGCUCUUCGCACAGCGAAGGCGGCUGGAUGAGGGCGCCCGGCAGGAGUUCUUCUCCCGGGUGAUGAGUGAUGCUGAGACCAAGGCGACCAAGGGAGGCCGUCGUAAGCGCCGCCCACCCAGGCCACGAGCGGCUGCAGAGGCCACCACUUCCUCCCCCGAUGUCAACCUGUCAGAGGAGUCACAGCCAGGCCGUGGUCGUUCACCCUUUGUUUCGCCGCGGCCGCGGCCAGCGGCCAUGGAGGGGUUGGAGGCCUUGCUAACGCUGAAGCGCCGUGCUCCGUUGCUCUCCCAGGAAGUGGAAGGCCUCCUCCUUGAGCUGUCGAAGCCAAUGGUUCCAGAGGCCGAAGCCGCCUGCUGCCGACUGCUCCAACGCUGCACCGAGAGUGCGCGCUUCGCGCGCGAGGCGGUGGCGGAAGGUGCUGAGGAAGAGUUGAGUGAGAUGGAUACUGAGUCCGUGAGCAUGAGCUUUACCUUAGCGGAGGAAGAGCUUGAGGCUCCAGCCUCAUCGGAGUGGUGUAGGCAGAGCUAG